Cicer arietinum (chickpea) is the source of this 828-nucleotide messenger RNA. RefSeq names its product cytochrome b5. The record is from RefSeq and is a predicted model, not a curated record. Lineage: Eukaryota; Viridiplantae; Streptophyta; Magnoliopsida; Fabales; Fabaceae. Gene Ontology annotation, molecular function: heme binding. Gene Ontology annotation, cellular component: membrane; intracellular membrane-bounded organelle.
GAACCUUUGCAACCUUCACCAACCCAUUUACCAACAACACCAACCACAAUUCUCUAUAUUUAUUUUCUCCAACUACUCACCCUUUUUGUUUCCUAUUCAUUUCAAAUACUUUUCAAUUUUUUGUGACUACUGAUCAACAAUGGCUACCAAGGUUUUCACUUUGGCUGAAGUCUCUAAGCACAACAAUUCCAAAGACUGCUGGCUUGUUAUUCGUGGCAGGGUUUAUGAUGUGACACCGUUCUUAGAGGAUCACCCUGGUGGAGAUGAAGUCCUGUUGUCUUCCACAGGGAAAGAUGCAACUGAUGAUUUCAACGACGUUGGUCAUAGCUCAAGUGCAUCAGCGAUGAUGGACGAGUAUUAUAUUGGAGAUAUCGAUGUAUCAACCAUUCCCUCUAAGGUUGACUACACUGCUCCAAAACAACCUCAAUAUAAUCAGGAUAAGACGCCGGAGUUCAUCAUCAAGAUCCUUCAGUUUCUUGUUCCCUUGUUGAUCUUGGGCGUGGCAGUUGGCAUUCGUUUCUACACCAAAUCAACAUAAUCAUAUAAACAAGCACCAUUUUGAAAUGAAUAAUAUGUUAGUGUUUGUUGACUGUUGAAAGACAAGGACUGUUUUGUUCUCAAGUGCUCCAAUGAUGAGGUUUGCUAGGAUAUGCAAUGUGAUAUUGUGCUUUGUUUGCCUUUUCCUUGUAAUUUGCUUUUAAAUCUCAUAUUGUCUUUCUCUGUCAUUCAUUUGCUACCAGAACCUGAAUAGUUUUAUGGGGUUUUAACAAUAUAAAGUUUUUGGUUGAUUCUCAUUUUCACACACAAGGUAAUGUUUGUGUUGAUAAA